CGCAGAGCAACUGGACUGGACCUCCUGUUGACUUACAACCUCAGGAUUUUCUUCCAUCUGAAAUAUUACAACAAUAUAAUGAGAACAGUGCAUUGUCGACUGCUAUCUUAGGCAUGCUGGUUCUAGAUGGCGAAUCAGUAUACAGCUUGGCCUCCCAGCCUAUCUUGCUGAUGCUGGCUAGAGUCAUCCUUGUGAAUUCCAGAAAUAAACUAGAAGCUAUUCAGACAUUGCCCUGGUGGACACUACGAUGUAUUAAUCUCCACCAGCAGCUGUUAGAAGAAAGAUCACCUGAACUCUUUGCUGUUGCCCAGGCCUGUAUACAACAAGUUUUUGAAAUUGAGACUUUGUUCAACGAUGAUGAAUGUUGGCAUCUUGCUGUUCAAUUUCAUCUAGAAUGUGCUUACACAUUUUUGAAUUAUUAUGAGUAUAAAAAAGCCAAAGAACAUUUCCUUGCAGCUAAAGACAUAACUAAGUUACAGAUUGAGUUGACAGGUGCUCUGGGAAAAAGAACAAGAUUUCAGGAAAAAUAUGUAGCACAGCUGAUAUUAGAUGUUCAGAGGAAAGAUAACAUCUUCCUUCCUUACCGAGAACUUAGUCCGGCACCUACUCCACUAGAAGAUUUAACUAAGAAUUAUGCUUUAGAUGAUGACACUGUACUAAAUGAAAUAAAGUUUGAAGAAUCUCAUCAGAACCAGAUGCCUGACCUGUGUGCAGAAGAACUUGCUGUAAUCCUUGGAAUUUGUAUAGACUUUCAAAAAAACAACCCUGUCCAUAAGCUCACAGAAGAGGAGCUGCUUGCUUUUACAUCAUAUCUGCUCUCACAACCAAAGUUCUGGGCAAUCCAAACUUCUGCUCUGCUUCUACGGACAAAACUUGAGAAAGGAAGUAUUCGUCGAAUGGAACGGGCAAUGAAGCAGACUCAGGCGCUUGCAGAUCAAUUUGAAGAGAAGACAACAUCCAUUUGUGAACGUAUGAAGAUUUUUUACAGUUGCCAAGUUCCUCCACACUGGGCCGUUCAGCGUCAGCUUGCAAGCUUACUCUUUGACCUUGGAUGUACUACUUCAGCUCUGCAGCUCUUCAAGAAGCUUGAAAUGUGGGAAGAUGCUGUUAUCUGUUAUGAAAGAGCAGGCCAGCAUGGGAAGGCAGAAGAAAUUUUGAGGCAGGAGCUAGAGAAGAAAGAAACAGUAGGACUAUAUUGCCUGCUUGGAGAUGUUCUUAAAGACCAUUCGUAUUAUGACAAAGCUUGGGAAUUGUCCAAUCACCGCAGUGCCAGGGCUCAGCGUUCAAAGGGCCUCCUUCACCUUCGCAACCGGAAUUUUAGAGAAUGCAUAGAAUGCUUUGAGCAUUCCGUAGAGAUUAACCCAAUGCAGUUGGGAGUGUGGUUUUCCUUAGGCUGUGCCUACUUAGCACUGGAAGAUUAUGAAGGUGCUUCCCGAGCAUUUCAACGCUGUGUGAUGUUGGAACCUGAUAAUGCGGAGGCUUGGAACAAUCUAUCUACCGCAUAUAUCAGAUUAAAACAGAAAAUCAAAGCAUUUCGGACUCUCCAGGAAGCUCUCAAGUGUAAUUAUGAGCAUUGGCAAAUUUGGGAAAAUUACAUUCUAACCAGUACAGAUAUUGGAGAAUUUUCAGAAGCCAUUAAAGCUUAUCACAGGCUUAUGGACUUGCAAGAAAAGUAUAAAGAUGUCCAGGUGCUUAAGAUUCUGGUAAAAGUAGUGAUGGAUGGAGUAGGUGACUGUAAUGGAGAGACAGCAAAAGGAUUAAAGGGAAAACUGCAGGAGCUCUUUGGCAGAGUGACUUCUCGAGUGACAAGUGAUGGAGAAAUCUGGAGAUUAUAUGCCAGGCUUUACGAAAAUGGGCAGAAUGAGAACUAUGAAGACAUAGAAAAGGCAUUGCAGUAUCUCACCAAAGCAUACAAAUGUGAAAUCCAAUCAGGAGACUGGGAUAAAGAUACUUUCUCUUUUAAGAAAGUAGCCAGAGAUGCUCUAGAGCUUGCACAUGUGGCAAUGAAAUACAGCAAAAUGAAAACUAAUUACCAAGAAGCCUUGCCAAUACUCUCUUCUGCUCGACUCAACUUGCGUGGUUUGGUAGCCAAAGCAAAGCAAAAUUUUGCAGAUGCUGUGAAUGGUGAAGUUUCCAGUGACCUUGCUGAAGAAGUGGCAGCAAUGGAGAAUUUGAUGAUGGAAUUGCAAGAACUUAGCAACCAGCUAAGGAAUCAGACUUGAGAAAAAGAAGAUCCGAUUUCUUGGAAAGACAGAAGGGCAUGGCUGGCAUACUUCUCUGGUUAUAGCUUGUGCUAACAAGCAUUCAGUAAAUCAGAUACCUAAAGGCACCUUUUAAAUAAAUACUUCUCCAUACCUUACAGCUAUUAAUGGUUGCCAACACGGUUUUCUGGUCAUAUUUGUUCAUUCUCAGUUAUAUGUAAUUUGCAUUGGCUUGGAUUUCAUGGAAUAAAUUAUGACUGGUUUUUAUUUAGAAGCCCUUUUUUUCUUUAAGAUUAGUUCUUCCCCACUGCAAAAGUAGUUGGGUACUGCUCAUAGUUAUGCACUUUAUGACUAUGAACAAUUGGAGAGUUCUGUUCAUGGUAGAAGUGGAAAGAAAAGGGCUAUUUGAUUUGAUUGUGUCAGCAGGAACAUGGAAAUAUGGCAGGGGGGAAUAAAAAAUGGAAAUGACAGCCUUCUGGAAUAUUUAAAGCAGGAGGACCAGUUGUGUUUUUCUUAGCUUGUGUUUUCCAAAUGCAAGUGUUAACACACAAAGAAUAGGCAUCUUGUUCCUAGAACAAAGCAACACCUAGAGAGUAGCUUUCUCUGCUGCAGACCAUGAACCUUCAUAAGAUCUUGCUGAGAAAUUUUGCACUAACCAUUUUCAAAGCAGAGGUUUAAGAGUACAGGACCACCUAUGGCCUCACUUCCAUAGGAGUUGUGUAUGUGUGUGUGUGUUAAUAAGCAUGGGUCCAGCAACACCAACAUCAGCAGCUUUGCCUGGGCUGGGGUUAGAUGCUAGCUUUGUAUCUUCAGUCAUCUAAAAAUGGAAGAUAAUAUCUCCUUUGUUAGACUGGUCCAUCACACUAAGUCCUGAUACAGUUUGCCAGGGGUUAGCGUAUGUGUUUGAUAUGUACUAAACCAAUUGUGACUUACUUAACAAAAGAUGGGUAAAUUUUGAUUUAGUGCAAGAACGUGCGACUUCCAUCAAAAGUGGAUUGGGUCAGGGCUGGUGGGGAAUUUUAAGGGCAGUCUUGCCAAAAAAACAUCUGAUCUGGAAAUCUAUGGGAGCCGUAAAAGGGGUAGAGUCAGGCUGCAUGCAUCCCGUAGCUGUAGUUUCUGUAGCUCUGGCUUUGUGUGAAAACUCUUCCUUGCUUGCGUGAUGCAAUGAUUCUACUUAUUUAUCUCUGACAAUUGAUCUUCUAAGAUAUAUUGCUGCUGAAUGUGAAAAUGUUAUGCUAUUGUAAUUAACAGCUAUUAAUGUAUCCUCUUUGUUUAAUCCUUUUUGAAUGUUACAGAAAUAUUGGCUAUAAUUAUAUUUGUGGGAUCAACUUUGUAACUUGGUUUUGCAUUAUAUAAAUAAGUAAUUCUUAUAUUUGUCCUAGAUUUACUAUUUGUUCAGAGAAUUUUGUAUUCAUAUGCUGUCCAGUUAUUGUAGCUCAGUUGCUUUUUUCUUUCAUAGAUCAAAGCCCACAAUUUAUAUUGAUUACUGAAUUGUUCAUUCUGUAUCUUCUGGCUGGUCAGAGAGUGGGACUCAGCACACAAUGGAAACUUGUCUUACUUUUAGUCUUGUUCCCAAUGAAUUUUGACAUGGGAUUUGUCUUUUCUGCAUGGGCAGCACACUGAGUGGGUUUUGUUUUUGUUUACAAUGCUUUUACUGUGAUCCAAAAUCUUUACUAGCAAUUGUGGUAUCCAAAAUUGGCUACACAGUCCUAGGGCAUCUGUAAGUAUGCUGCUAGAAUGGGAUUACUAAGUGUGAUGAGCGCAUUUUGAUGCUACAUCACACAUUAUACAGUAGUAAGUUGGGGUGUACAGUACAAGGAUAUGUUGUACCUACUCUGUACUUUGUGUUGGACCAUUAUAUUUGCUCAGCACUGGCAGAAGCUCUUCAAGGCCUAAAAAGAAAUCUUAUCUGAAAUCCUUUUUACUAGAGAAGCCAGGAUUAAACAUGGAUUGAACCUGAUGAGGCAGGUAUGCAUGUUGCAUGUUGCACUACUGAGCAGUGGUCCUUUCCCUCAUUAGUGUCACAUUGACAUUUCUCAUUUUUAGGUGCACAUGCACACACUAUGUACUUAAAGAAAGAUGAGUGAUUAAGCCUGAAAUAAUCUUAUUUGCAAUUAGCAAGCUUUUUUUUCUCCUUUUCUAUUUGUCCUCAGCUUCUGGAUGUGCUACAGUAUUUUCCUGACUCAGGAAAGCCACAUAAGACAUCCUGCUAUUUUAUUUCGAAAAUGGAAGUGAAUAAUUCCAUCACAGAAAUAGAACAUCUAGCAACUGUACAGGAACAGUCUGUUGUAGUUCUACAGUUCUUUGAUAAUCUUGUGUUAAACAGGAGAAAUCAAAUCAGUGGAAUUGUUAGUAAGAUUAGUCAAAUUAUUUGGUUGUCUCAAAAACUGGUUUUAAAUGCCUGUAAUAACAGAAACAUGCUUUGUAAAACUGCUGUAAUGAUGGGUUGGUCAUGAAGGAAAGUAGAGAAAAUAUUUGAUAAUUUAAUCUAAAAGGUGCUCUUCCAGUACAUCCACUUUCCAGGUGUUUAGGACUAAGAUGACACACCUCAUUUUUAUGAAUGCUUAAUACAAAACUAAAUUGGUUAGGAAUCAAUAUAUAGAUGCAAAUAUCUAUCCCUCUAACUUGUUUUUAAUCACUUUGUGUGCCUGGUUCUUAAAGUACAUGAGCAUAUCCUGGCAUGAUAUCCAUAGGACUCUUGAGAUGCACUGUGGAUUUUGACUUGACAUUUGUGAACCUGUGCAGCAGCAUUCAUACUGUGUUAACUUUUUGUGAAUAAUUAGAUCAUGAAAUAUGCAUUGUACGUGCAAUUAAUUUCCAAAAUGACUUCAAGAUAUUCUUAGGAUAAAAAGUCUGAAAUAUUUAAUGAAAAUUAGUAGAAAUUUGUAGAAAAUUAGUAGGAAAUACACUUUAUGCUCUUCCCCUUAAUUGAAGAAUUGAGGCUAGUAUUACAAAAUUUCAACAGCUGAAAUUGAAUAUAUUCCUUUGCAAUAUAGGAAGCCUUCUCCAUGAAUAUUUAAAAUAAUAUAUAAAUAGUUCAAUCAACAAGAGAUUCAGGCAUGAUUCAAAUGUUGUAGUACUACUCAUUACAGAAACAUUUUUGCUGAUCGUUCCUGAUGAUACUAAUAAAAGGCUAGAGAUACUGUAAUGCUAGUUUUUAUUCAGUACCUAUUCUUUGGGGCUAAUAAUAAUUGUUCAAUUUGGAUUUUGAGCAAAUGUUCCUAUAAGUUGAUUUAGUUUGUUGAACAGGAUGCAGAAUGGGCAUCUUUUUAGUUGUUAAUUCUUAGAAAGGUAUAUUAGAUUUUAGUGGGUUUCAUAAAGCUUUGGAACCUUUUGCUUAAAUAAAUAGUAGUCUAAGUAUUAGUAUAUUGACCAGAAAAAAAAGUACAACAAAAUGUGAUCAAGGCAAAGCAUCUGAAACAUUCUUUAUAGCCAACAGUAGUAGUAAAAUUUCUUGCCUGAUUCGAUUCCUGUUUUGUCUGAACCACAUUUUCUUUUAACGUGACUGACUCUUUUGGCUUCCAGAUAACAGAGAACAGGAAAUGACAGUCACAAAGGUGUCAUAAAGGUGGUAGACUGGUCCCCAGCUAACUGGAGCUACCUUAGUUUUGUUAUCUGGUGCUGGAUCCCUUGAUAAAUCAUUCACCUUUAGAUAGUGUUAGGCUAGGCACAUUGUGCAAACAUUCCUGAUAUUGUUUGCAAAAAUGAUGAUGUUUCAUAAUCAUUGGUGAACUCAUUUUUUUUUAGUAAAGUUCCAACAAUAGAAGUAUGUGUUAUGUAAGUCUACAAAGGAAGUAGGACCAUUUCCUCUUUAUUGUGAUAUAAUGGUUUUAAAUCUUUCUCACCUCUGCCAGGAAUAGGCAUUGAGCAUGAUAGUUGGUAGGUCAUUGAUGCACAAAAGUUUUAAAGGGGGAGUGGAAAAAUGUGCAAGAAUAUGGCUAUUUUUGUAAUUUUACAUUUAAAAACACAUCCAUGAAUAAAAGCAGUUGUUCAAAAUAGUAUUGGUGAAGAAAUUGACCCACAAAAUGGAUUUAAUUAAAUGUAUAUAGCAUACUUGCAUGAUGUAAUUUCACUCUAUUAACAAGCCAUUAAAAGCCCAAAAUAAUUUAUUGAAAAAUUGCCAUUAAUUACUCAUGUUUGAAAUCUGCAGAACAUGGUGAUUUUUUCUUCUGGAAAUGGAAUCUAACU
Molecule: messenger RNA, 6389 nt
Organism: Python bivittatus (Burmese python)
Lineage: Eukaryota; Metazoa; Chordata; Lepidosauria; Squamata; Pythonidae
Source: RefSeq, a predicted model, not a curated record